AUGGAAGUCGUCGGGGCGGUGGCAAGCUUUAUAGCCAUAGGCCAGGCUUUAAGCACCGCUCGCCAUGUCGCUCACAUUGCCCGAGCGAUCCCGGGGAUAGAGAACGAGCUGAGGUGGCUCCAAAAUGAGGUCGAAGCUUUAGGAUUAAUCGAAGCAGAACUCGCUAGGGCGGGAGUCAUUGCCAGUGAUUCAAAAUUCGAAACAAUGUACCUAGAAAAGGCCAUGCUUCAGCUUACAGAAUCCACGAGGAGCCUCGAAGAAAUCCGAAAACGCUGCACUCGACCACUGAGUGCCGACGGCAAAGACAAGAUCAAAAAAAGAGCAUGGUUCUGGCUACAAGCUGAGCUCGCUGACUGUCGAAGUAAAGCGCGAGAUGCCAGAGAAAACCUCCAACUUGCGCUCCAAUCAAUCAAUGCUCAAUCUAUCACGAAGCUCGUUUUGCAGAUCGAGAGUCUAAGCAUGCAGAUCGUUCCGCACGUUCAACGGCUUGAAGGCUUUCCAGGUACUGGAGACGCUCCGGAGAGCCCGAAAUACAUAGAUGAGACGUCAACCCGCCUUGAUGAAGACUCGGCAGCACUCCAAGAUGACAAAACUCCACAAGCUGUAGCUGCCUUCUGCAAGAUCGGUGCCCAAUUCCAUGUUGCUGCCGGUGUCAUGCUUCGAAGCCAGUCUCGUGACGCAAGCCCUAACGGCGUGACGGCCUUGGAGAUCUGGGAAGAUCAGAUAUUGAAUGGAAAUUACGACGACUCUUGGUUCUAUGAGGCGCACGAUAAGAUUGUCAACACGCCUUCUCUACCCGAAGAGAAGAUGCAAGUACUCACUCGAAUCUUAUCUGCUGGUAAAUGGACCGUGAAUGCUAGUCAAACCCCGCUGCAUGAUGCCCUUUGCAGAGGUGAUUUCGACGCUGCCUUUCAAGCUGCCGAAGAUUCCAGUUGGGCCCUCAAUCAGCGGAACUACGAAGGCAACACGCCGUUACACAUCGCUGCAACACAAGGUCAUCUCAAUAGUGUCAAACAUCUCGUGCGUUUAGGUUGUGAUAUCAACGAAGCCAACUGGACGGGUUGUACUGCUCUAAUGCUUGCUUCGAAGGGCGGCCAUAUACUCACGGUGCAAUACUUGAUUGAUGCUGGUAGCUGGGUCAAUGCCACUGACAGAGGGGGCGAUACUGCGAUGAUGAUUGCUGCCACGGCGGGGCACGAUAAUCUAGCCGCAAUCAUUCGAUCUCUAAUCCGUGCGGGAGCAUCAGUAAACAUUACGGACCAGCAAGGGUUUUAUGCCAUCCAUCAUCUUACUUCGUCUUACAACAAAGGCCGUGUUAUUCGAGAGAGCUUAAGAGUCCUUCUAGAAGCCGGCGCUGACAUCGAAUCCCGAAAUCGUCCUGGGAGGACCCCGCUCUUGGUUUCGAUUCAGAGCGGAGACUGCAGAGGUACACAAUGCCUGAUCGAGGCAGGAGCAAAGACGACAUACGUAACACGCGAUGGUUGGGGCUUGCUUCAUGAAGCAGCUCUAUAUGGAACCACUAAGACGCUUCGAUACCUUUCAACUCUCAACUUACAGGAUAUAAACACGGGUUUGCGUACCGGCGACGGAGAAACGCCUUGGGAUUACUUGGUUUUCUCUAUUCAUGCGCAGGAUUGGCAACGUGCAGGGACCUUAACGCUGACCUCAAAACGACAAGAAGCGUUUGUCUCGUUAUUCAAAUCAAUCAGAGAUACAAAUUUGACGGUCGAUAUAGAGCGGCUGGAUUGGCUACUACAAUAUUUGAGAGACAGUGAUCAGCGAGGCGCCAUAGCUGCAUUGAGCCCUCUGAUCAAGCAGAAAAAAGAUUGGAAGCGAUGGGAAAUUCUUGGUACAUACAAAGCCAUCGGUUUACAGAUCCGAGAAGAGAUGUGGGAGGCAGCAGUUGAGUCUGUUGAAGAGGUUAUCGACUGCUUGCGAGAAAGAAUGGCCACAUCCCCGUGCGACAGCGAAUCGUACUACGAUCCGAAGACUCAUACCAUAUACCGAGCCAGAGAACUCGUAUGA
Messenger RNA from Colletotrichum costaricense, 2025 nucleotides. Its product is annotated as pfs domain-containing protein. The transcript is spliced from 7 exons. Gene Ontology annotation, cellular component: nucleus. Gene Ontology annotation, molecular function: transcription cis-regulatory region binding; protein binding. NCBI's taxonomy places the organism in Eukaryota, Fungi, Ascomycota, Sordariomycetes, Glomerellales, Glomerellaceae. Gene Ontology annotation, biological process: positive regulation of transcription by RNA polymerase II. Bases 1 to 2025 code for a protein of 674 amino acids. The record is from RefSeq and is a predicted model, not a curated record.